Messenger RNA from Colletotrichum destructivum, 5017 nucleotides. Its product is annotated as Putative mediator complex subunit Med13, mediator complex, subunit Med13. The record is from RefSeq and is a predicted model, not a curated record. Lineage: Eukaryota; Fungi; Ascomycota; Sordariomycetes; Glomerellales; Glomerellaceae. Gene Ontology annotation, cellular component: mediator complex. Gene Ontology annotation, biological process: positive regulation of transcription by RNA polymerase II. Gene Ontology annotation, molecular function: transcription coactivator activity. The transcript is spliced from 2 exons. The coding region runs from base 424 to 4974 and encodes 1516 amino acids.
GCGAAAGCCUCGACCAUCCAACAACGAUCAACGACAACGACGAGACCGACGACGAAGAACAAGAAUCGACGAUAUCUGGGGCUCUCAACCCCUUGAGACAAUCUGCAGCUAUUGCUUAUUUUCGGCUGCUUGAUAAUUCUGGAGAAGUCUUGGACUCGGUUGAUGCCGAGAAGCCUGUCCCCUGGUCGCACUUCCGACCCUCGGAGAUGGAGUCGAUGACUUCGCGCAUUCGAACCAGUUGCCUUCCCGAAACCCUUUUUUAUCGUACAACAAUCUCCAACCGAUGCCGAUACAAAUCAAAACGUUUAUGACUGCCGGUAUUCAGCUGUGAAUCGGCUCCUGUGGCCCCUGGGAGCUUGAGCGACUGAGAGUUGAUGUAACAACACGGAACACAUCCCGUCGCUGCGAGACUUGACCGUCGACAUGGAUACGAGCGAAUAUGAUACUAAUACCUUAUUAAAUAAUAAUAUCUCAUCAAUCGUUUACCGAGUUUACGAACCUUCCCAGGAACAAGCGCAAACCUUCCCUUCCGCAGCCGCCGACGUCGAGACCGAGCUGAGAACCCGUGGCUACAUUGUUUACUACGACCCAAUCCGGCGGGGACUGUGGUACUUCCAUGUCCCAAGCAAAGAUGCGGCUUCGGGCGAACAAAACGAUGGUAUCCUGGGCAAUAGUGUCAGUGUCGCUGGCGUGACACUGUUGACGGCUGACGAAGGUUCGUUCGAGCCAGUCAGCCUGUUCAAAGGGCGGGCGCCAGCGCAGCCGUCCGCAAACACACCAACGAGCUCAUCGUCGAGCACUUCGGCUCCGGACCUGUCGCUUCGAAAUCCGCAGGCAGGGAACGCUGGGCCACCAAGCUCUUCUGACACCGACUGGAAAGGCGCAAGCUCUGUUGCCCUGCCCGAUGCAUACGAGCAGUUUAUUACGGCGGUUCUAUCAACAAUAUCAGCUGCCUUCUGCAAUCGCGUCUCGGCAAUACCCCUGAAUCACCAAACCGUCCUGCUGCCCUCGAAAGUCACCCGGGACGGUCAAGCCGAAAGGGCUCUGGAUACGGAAUCCGCAGUUGUCGGAACAUUCCGAAUCUACCUUACCACGAUGGGGGCAUUGUUUAUGAGUUUGUCUUUGUCCUGCUGCGAGGGUCUUUUGUCGGUGAAUGAGCCAUCCACGCCGAGUCAGCUUGUUCUGGGUUCCCAGAUCCUAGCCGCUCCAUUUGGUGUUCUGGCAAAUUACCAGGGAUUCGUAGGUGGGGGCCUGUCAUAUCCUGAGCUUGGCCUGGGACAAACGCCAGACGCUCAGCUCUGGAGGGGUUCGGAUGCCAGGUCAUCACAAUGGCGAGACACCUGCAUCAAGAUCCUCCAGUCCCGCGGUCUAUCCCCCGCUCUGCUCCAGUCUUGUCCCUGGAUUGCAUUGCAAAUGCUUCGCCGAAAACCUGGCGAGAACAAGAUUGACGGGAAAACAAUGCCGCUGCCUUCCACGUUGGCUACGAUAUCAUGGCCUGCAGCCCUCUGUUUCCGUAAAAAGUCCGUCAUGCUCGCGCGUAAUAAUGGCCUUGGGGAUCCUGUGUUACUGGCCCAAGACGAAACGUCGGAUUUCCUAAACGACGCAAAGGCAUGGUUCCAGCUUGGAGCUGACAGAGACGAAAAGAUUUCUAAGCGGAAAAAGGACAGAGAUAUUGUUGCAUCAAAAGAGGCCGCCGCCGCCGCCCCGGCGCAACAAGCGAACGGGCAUUCACCCCUGGGGCUGAGGCGCGCAAGCAACGCCGCCGCCGCGGGUGCGAUGUAUCCGACACCGCCGGACGGAGUUCAAAAUCCACUCGGCAUCACGCCCUCGAUGGAUGGGACGACGUCUAGCCCGGGAGCUCCUGGGACUACAAUGGCAGUGGUCGACAUAGAUACGGCUAUGGCCGACAUGGGCACGCACGACGCACCUACGACAAGUACCAACCAGCAUCAUGAGGCGUACGCCGAUGGAUGGCAACCAAGCGAUAACAAAAGAGACCGGGCCGACUCGUUUCUGGCAGGCGACAGCGACAAUCUGUUCGGCGAUAUGGGACCAGACAUGUUUGGUGACGCCGACAUUACUGACGCUGAUUUCAGCUUCUUUGACGAAGAGGGUGGGGAUGACCUCGAUUUGUCCGGCUUGCCUGACUUGAACAUGCCAGACGCGUCCUCCGCGCACUCUGCGCUCCCUGUUUCUAUUCCCGAGCCGACGAAGAUGAUGGUUCCCAUGGCGGAGGAAGCUAAGCCGGUUCCAAGUCCCCCGGUUUUCGCCAAGCCAGAACUGAAGCAUGCGCGAAGCACGCUAUUAGACGAGGGGAAGCAAAAACCCAGCGCCGACAAGUCAGCUGGCGCCAAACGCGCAUCAAGUCCGUUUGAUCCAGAUACUGUCUACAAAAGGGUUCGGGCUUCUUUGGCCGACAUUCGUUCUGCUCCACAAGAGACACCAACGCGGAAGGGCAGUAUUUUUGACAGCGUUGACUUCGACCCGGUUCUGCCUCUCGUGAACAAGAAGUACGAGCAAGGCGGCCGUUUUGGAUGUCCUCCAAUAUUUCAUGGGCAGUCGCAAGACGCAAGCAAGCAACCUGGUGCCCAGUGGCCGCCAACAACUGAUUACCUCCGACGACACGGCAGGCAAAGAAGAGCGUUGCGACAACCAGAACAUACCAAUGCAUUGAUUCGAACCAUUACCGGCAACCUCGAGAAUAGUUCACUUGUUGCAAGCCCUGGAAAAGGAGAUGACCUGGCAUCUGAUGCGGACGAUAUCAGUUUGGUGUCGGACCAGGAUGAUUCGAGCGUGUCGGAGGACGAGCCAACAUCACCCUUCAAGUCUAGCAUUCGAAGGAUAAACUUGGACGACGAUGUUGCCUCCCAUGUCACCUCUCUGAGAGAAAUCGAGUCUAUGGAGGACUCCGACCCGACAUUGGCCUUGGAUCUCCCGAAACUUGCCAAAACCGAGUCGUCAGAAUUACUGAUACCCAAAUACUUCGAGGACGCAGAGUCGCUUCCUAUCCAUCUUUCCCUCCCAGACGAGGACACGAUUACGAUUGCACAGAUCGUGACCGAGCAGGCCGCGACGGGCAUUUUGAGAAUACGCGAUGUGCACGCGAAUACCCUGAACACCGCUAUUGUAGCAGACACGCGGCGCCAGCUGUCUUAUCUUGGUCGGACAGCUCUGCAGGCAUUGCGUGAAGUCAUUCCCCCUUGCCUCGGAGAAUUCAACAUCUGCAACUUCAAAAGCGUUGUUGAAGUCCCCGACGUUCCUUUAAUCGGACCACCUAACAGACUUCAUCCGCGGCCAGUCAACCCACGAGACGCCGCAGAGCCACCAAAGCCCAACAACCUAUUCCAGAUCCCAGCUCCCCAUAUGGAGCUCCGUCGUGCGGAGGCUAGACUGUCGGUUCUGCCCGCAAGCGUUCAGUUUUGGGAAAGCCUGGGGCUUGGCCCUGCCCAGGGGACGAAGGAUGUCAACGUCGUCUGUGUGUUCCCUCACUGGGACGGGAUGUCAGACAUCGCCGCUUCAUUUUUGGAUCGCAUGCGAAACGUCUACGAGCUGCUCAAGCUAGGCUCUUUCGAACGUCUCCCGUCCAGUUCCAAAGUAACUGACGGUCUUAUGCCCUUCGAGGCAGACAAGAUCGCAACUUCACCAGGGACCGUCAGCCCUCACAUUGUGGCGGGUUUGGGUGAUCGCAUGGAGGCCCUCAAUCAAGCACUCAUAUCGGCAAACGCUACGGAGAAGAACUUUUUGAUAUAUUUUGUGUACCCCCCAGACCAUCCUGGUUCUAUCGUCGAGGCCUGCACCGCUUUCCAACAACUUUUCGAGAUACACAGGAGGUCUCUGACCGACAGAAGACAAUCGCCAACGAACGAACUAGUUCUGCAACUUGUGCCUUUGGACUUCUUGACUUCCUCGACAGGCAUAGUGGAGCCGACGCCCAGCGACGCGAUCAGGCUGGCGAUUGAAACGUAUGACCGUUGCACGCUAUUCGGUGGACCGAUGCCAUCGCCUGCCAUCAUGCUUGAGCAGUCACUACCACGAGGAAUCGACUUCAAGCUCUCCAAUACAUCGUCAUCAUCGCUCAUGCAUGAGAACACUUGCAUUCACAUUGCCUACGCGCAAAGCAUCGACGAAAGAUGGAUUACAGCCGCAUGGACCGAUAACAGAGGAUGCCAGCAGAUGACGGCGUCCUUCAAUCUUGGUCGCAAAGGCAAACCGCUCUCGACGUCGCUCAACGAUGUCUAUCACGAGAUAUGGGAGACCACCCAUGACUUGAUCUCCAAAUGGAAGGUCCAUUGGCGUGUGAUCGUCUCCAAGUGUGGGUUUAUGGACGCGCAAGAGAUCGGGUUCUGGCAAGGCCUCGCUCAGACAGAGUCGAUCGCAACCGUGAGCUUGACCUUAAUAUCGGUCGAUACGAAUCCGUCGAUGCAGUUGGUUCCGCCUCCCAUCAAGGUCCAGGCAACGGCAUCGUCAGCGUUCUACACAACCCCUGUCUCCACCCCACAGGCGUCUAUCGUGUCACCGGAGCAAAGCGGCACCCCGGUCACACCCAUGAAGGAGAACAACCCAGUGACCGCCGCCACGCCAGGCGGCACUCCUGUCGACGGCAACGCAGAUCCAGCCGAAGGAGACGCCAUCCUCCUCGACGUUACAGACCAGACGUGGGGCGCCGUGCUCGCGCACCGACUGAACAACUCGUCCUCGCUGGGCGAGAUGAACUCGGCCCUCAUUAGCGGCUAUCUUGUCAAACGUGGUGGGACGAAGCUCGAGGACCCGCCCGUCGUCAUGGAGGUCAACAUUGUGCAUGCGGACAACAACCCGCGCAUGUACGAGCCCCUCAUGCGCGAGAUGCUCACUUACUUCCGGGGCCUGGGCACCCUGGCCCGCGCAAGGGGCAUUGUAGAUAGGGGGACUGAUGUGCGGCCUUGGCACAUUGCGGCGGCGGAGAAGGGCGUUCGGGCCUUGUACCUUUUGAUGUGAUUCGAAACCCGACGGCGGAGGUGUAAACGUAUAUUUCUUCCUG